Macrobrachium nipponense is the source of this 837-nucleotide messenger RNA. RefSeq lists its product as uncharacterized. Gene Ontology annotation, biological process: actin filament polymerization. The record is from RefSeq and is a predicted model, not a curated record. Gene Ontology annotation, cellular component: actin filament. The coding region runs from base 1 to 837 and encodes 278 amino acids. NCBI's taxonomy places the organism in Eukaryota, Metazoa, Arthropoda, Malacostraca, Decapoda, Palaemonidae. The transcript has 5 exons.
AUGAGGGAGGGGGAUAGAGAUGGGCUAGAGGAGGAAGAGGAGGAGGAUGAGGAGGAGGAGGAGGCAGACACCGACAUAAAUCACCACGUUGGAAGUCCGUGUUUGUCCUUCCUUUACGUUGAUGUCUCAUUUGUCUCCGCUGCUGCUGCUGCUGCUGCUGCUGCUGCUGCCGCUGCUGCUGCAGCUUCGUCGUCGUCGUCGUCGUACGACAUUAAACAAAGCCCGGCCGCCGAAAUUUCAUCGCGAACUUCUCUGGUAUUCGAAAUGAAAGGUCGGUUGCAAGAAGGGAAUUUGAAGAAGGGGCUCUCCUCCUCCUCCUCCUCCUCCUCCUCCUCCUCCUCCUCCUCCUCCUCCUCCUCCGCCUCCUCCUCUGCUCCUCCUCUUCCCCCCACGCAUUCGUACAAAGGAAGAAGUAAUGAACCUCAGGAUAUAAUGAAGGUCUCGGAAAAUAUCCUGCCUACCUCCUCCUCCUCCUCCUCCUCCUCCUCCUCUCCUCCUCCUCCUCCUCCUCCUCCUCCUCCUCCUAUUCGCGAGCAUGCGAACAGUUCGGCCAUCCUUCCUCCUCCACCUCCUCCUCUUCCUCCUCCUCCUCAAGACCCUAUCCACCCUCCCCCACCCACGAUCGUUCAUCCUCCAUCUCUUAGCCUUGGUACAGUAGUAGGAGUGACAAGUGAAAGUGUACGUAAGUGUAGAGGCGAGGUAGGAGGAGGUGGUGGUGGGAGGAGGAGUGGGAUGAAGGAGGAGCAUGUUAGGAAAGGAAGGAGUCCAUUGAGGGAAACGAGACGUCGACGGGAGUGUUUCUGGGUUCCUGCGUUAGUUGCUUCUCCUGCUCGGUAA